UAAACAUGAAGACAGUACAUAAAACUAUCUUUUUGUUUAGAUUUUUCAUUUUUGCCUCGGGAAAUCUAGCGCAUGCAACGUUUAUUAAUAUCCUUUGACGCUCUAAUUAUCUCUUCUAAGGAUAGAAAUUCGAAAUUGCGAACAUGGCAAUAGUUUUAACUCGAAGUUUACCGUCUUCGAUUGUUCUGAUUCGACUGCGGAGUGCUUUGAAUAAGAUGCCUCCUCGAAGUGUGUGUACUAACAGCGAUAUAGAUGCGCUCGCGUCGGCCCAUGCUCGUUUUAGAUCUCUGGGAGAAGGAUCCGUGUUGCUAGAGAAGAACAAAAUGACUGGCAUUGCCACCAUUACUCUACAGCACCAGGAAAAAAAGAACGCUUUGUCCGGUCAGAUGAUGGUGCAGCUUGCCGAUGCGGUAAGCGAGCUGGAAUCGUGGCAAGAAGGGCGCGGUCUCAUUUUCCGUGCAGUCGGUGAUUUUUUCUGCUCUGGUGGAGACCUAACUGUUGUGCAGAAAAUCAGCAACAAUGCAGACGGUGAUCUUAUGUGCCGCUUGAUGCAAGAUACUACGACUCGUCUCCAUCGUUUGCCUCUUGUGUCGGUGUGUCUCGUGCACGGUCGCGCGAUCGGUGGAGGCGCUGAGCUGACAACCGCAACAGAUUUUCGUCUUUUUACCGAAGCAGGGCGGGUACAGUUCGUACAAGGGUUUAUGGGCGUAUCAACGGGUUGGGGAGGUGGCACGCGGUUAGCCCGUUUGCUUGGUGCGCGCAAAGCAUUAGACUGGCUACUCACAGCACGCCCUAUACAUGCUAGUGAGGCUUUGGAUUGCGGAUUUGCAGACAAUAUCGUCCAGCAAGACGCAGUGUAUGACGAGGCUCAUCAGUGGUUGCAGGAAAGGCUUAAAUUUCAUCCUGACGUUAUUCGCGCGUUCAAAAAAACUGUAACUGGUGCUUGCGACAAUGAUGUAGAACAGAGUUUACUCAACGAAAGGAAGUUGUUUUCUCCUUUGUGGGGAGGCCCUGAAAACCUUCGAAUGUUACAGAAGGGAACUAAGCACUGAAUAUCAUUGUUGCUUGCUUCUGACGCGUCGCAAAAAAGUGUCGACGUGAGGUUCAGACAUAACUAGCGAUGUUCAAUUUUCAUACAUUCUGAAUCAAAUCCAAACAUCAAUUUUUUCUAUUAAAAAAAUUAUCUUUCGCGAUUGUACACUGCUAUAGCAAAUUUAUGUGAAAUUAAAAAUAUUGAAUUUAUUUUCCGCAUUUGCGGAUAUGGUUGUAUUUCAGUUGUUCAGUCAUCAGUCACAUUUGACGGAACGGAAAUUUGUACGGAAACGUUGCUUCAACUUUCUUCUACUUGUAGACCGCAGGAGCUGCUCUUUACCUACUACGGCUUUUGAGGUAAAGUUCCAUAAAUUAUUUUGCUAUCGUUAUCGCAGUUCGUGCAAUAAUUACAAAGUUUUAAGACAUUAGGUUAGGUUGUUGCUCCCUGGACAUAGUGGCAAA
Messenger RNA from Hyalella azteca, 1494 nucleotides. Its product is annotated as ethylmalonyl-CoA decarboxylase-like. Gene Ontology annotation, biological process: fatty acid beta-oxidation. The transcript has 2 exons. Gene Ontology annotation, molecular function: enoyl-CoA hydratase activity. Lineage: Eukaryota; Metazoa; Arthropoda; Malacostraca; Amphipoda; Hyalellidae. Gene Ontology annotation, cellular component: cytosol. The record is from RefSeq and is a predicted model, not a curated record. The coding region runs from base 144 to 1052 and encodes 302 amino acids.